Messenger RNA from Mycena citricolor, 1590 nucleotides. Lineage: Eukaryota; Fungi; Basidiomycota; Agaricomycetes; Agaricales; Mycenaceae. The record is from the annotation of a GenBank genome assembly.
CUCACCUUCACCAUCCUUCAUCCGUCACGGUUAUUGCCGUGCUUCAACAGCAUGCGCCCCACGCGCACUGCGCGAAAGCUUAGCAGAUGGACAAUCAUUCAUAAGUGUCGAAUCUGACGGUUGGCAUUUGAACGGCUGCCAUCUCGUUUUCUGAGAGGCUACAACCCGCCUCGUAUGUCCGCCGCUCCGACCUCUGAGACCGUCGCCUUGGUCGGAUACGUGUCUGCUGGAUCGUGUGCUCUAUUCGUGUGGGACAUCCUGGGGAGCUUGAGGGAGGACUUCAUCGUGGCCUUCCAACUCAACUUCCGCCCUUCGUUGAUCCCCUACUUCAUCUCAAGAUCGUUGAUGCUGGUCUACGCAGUGGGAUUCGCCGUAUAUAGCACUCGCUCGCUUGGCGACUGUUCCCGCACUCUUCUGAUUCUGCAAAUCAUCUACGCCCUCGCGACAUGGGCCCGAUCGACCAACUUCCUCCUCCGAGUACGCGCCGUCUACGCCCUGAGCCGCCUCAUCACAUUUCUCUUCUUUGCGCCGUUGCUCGUUGUCGUGGCCGCAUCCAUCACCGCCGCGUUUGGGAUCCACGGGGCCCCAAGCACUCUGGCAUCCGGGGAUCCCGCGUGCGUCGUGUCCCGGAUCGCCCCCUUCGUCGGCUCGACAUGGGCGAUUCAACUCGCUUACGACACCGCCGUAUUCAUCGCCAUCUCCUUCCGGCUUUCCGAGAACACGAAGACUGCAAGUGCGCCGCGAGGCUGGGAGCGUGUACGCAUCAUCGUGUCGGGCACGGGGCCGACGCUCUAUACGUUCUCUCGCAAUAUUAUGCGCGACGGAUGGUGGUAUUUCCUGAUGUCGCUACUCGCCAACACGAUGCUACUCGUCGCCUUCUACAACGCUCGUCUCGAACCAGCACUUAAAGCGGCGCUGAUGAGCCCCGCAGCCGUUGUGCAGUGCAUUUGGGCUGGCCGGGUGUAUCGAAACGCGAAGGUUCGGCACCAAAUGCAGUCCGAGGUCCUCUCGUGGUCCACACCGGACUGACAUUAUGCAUCGAAAUCAUCGCUGGUUCUCUCUUCCUACUUGGCGGCGACAUCCACACAUGCACCAGGACCACACCAGGAGAGAUUCUCACCGAUUCUGUUCCUAUCCAGGACAACCUGUCGACCCUUCGUCAUGAUAAUGGGCGCAGUUAGAAAUCGACAUCGGUUUCAGCGUCCUCCUGGAUCGAGUCAAUCCAUCUGCAGAGAUACGAUUGCAGAGAGUGGUUCCGACUAUUCAUGGGAAAUCACGCAUCCCGGGUUAUUGUCAAGCAGGCACGCGUCAAGAGGCGAGGAAGCGGCCUCGGGAGACUGUCGCAAGCCUCUCAUGGACCCGACCCAGGAGCCCCUACUCGAAUAGAGAGACCAAUGAUCGGCAAUACAACAUUGUGCAUAUACUGUUUCAGAAAUCAAUGGUUCUUGAAGACCUUGAUCGAGGACAAGGUAGGCAGUUCCGCAUUUGUCCUCGGCAAGAUCGCAGACAAAAGGCAACGAACAGACAUUCGCGGAGAUUCAUCACUGGUCUUGUGUUUCUUGUCGAAAGUUUCAAUAGCCAGACGCAGCU